GGGAACAUGCGCGACCCUUCAAUAAUGGCCACCAGUGUUUACGACUCCAGUCCAGGAGUUGCGGUUCGUUCAGGUGGUUGGAUAUUCUUCCUUUAGUUGCAUCCUUUUGUUCCUUGCUUCUUAGCUUUUGUGAUACGAUGACGAUCUUCAACGCUCUGAGCUCCUGAGAUGAUAACAUGUACAAGUGGUGGAGGAGCCGGAGAUCACUCCUGCUGCUACUGGUGGUCCUCCUGCCCUCAUGGCUCCUGUUCGGCUACUACACGGCCUCCGCUCCGAUGGGGGGGGGCCCCGCCCCGCGGCCCCCGCAGCAGCUCCUCCGGACCGCCCCUGCCGCCUGCCGCCCCGCCGCUCUGGCCAGGGCCGACAUAGACACCAUCUCCCAGUUUUCUACAUUUGACUUCCAACCAUACUGGAUGAAGAGUAGAGAGUAUUGGGAUACUAAUUUUGAAAAUCGUUAUAAACAAAAAAAACAAGAGUGGCCAAAGCUUCCAUUAAAGGUGAUAGUGGUGCCACAUUCUCACAAUGAUCCUGGUUGGCUUAAAACAUUCGAAAGCUACUACCAUUAUCAGACUAGAAACAUUUUGAACAAUAUGGCUGAUAAGUUGACACUUUUUAAAAAUAUGACAUUCAUAUGGUCUGAAGUUUCCUUUUUCUCACAGUGGUGGCAAAGUGCUCAUCCAAAUAAGAAGAGACUUGUCAAGAGACUUUUAGAAGAAGGGAGAUUAGAAAUUACAACUGGUGGCUGGGUCAUGACUGAUGAAGCAAAUUCACACAUUUUUGCUAUGGUUGAUCAGCUCAUUCAAGGGCAUCAAUGGGUGAAGAACAAGUUAGGAGUUUCUCCGCAGUCAGGCUGGUCAAUAGACCCUUUUGGACAUGGGGCUACCGUCCCAUAUCUGCUCUCAGCAUCUGGCCUAGAAUUGGGAACUGUCAUUCAGAGGAUUCAUUAUGCAUGGAAGCAAUGGCUUGCUGAACAUGAAGCUGGUGACUUUAUGUGGCGCCAAGGAUGGGACACUAGAGGGCGCCAUGAUUUUCUCGUUCAUAAUCAACCUUUUGACAUUUAUUCGAUCAAACAUUCCUGUGGACCUCAUCCACAAGUUUGUUUAAAUUUUGACUUUAGGAAAAUUGCUGGUGAAUAUACUGAAUAUUCACUUAGAGCUGUAGCAAUCGAUUUAGAAAAUGUCAAACAAAAAGCUGAAUUACUUUUAGAACAAUAUGGAAGGACGGGUUCUUUAUUUCCCCAUAAUGUUGUUUUAAUGCCUGUAGGGGAUGAUUUUCGAUAUGAUCAUGAUAUCGAAUGGUUGCAGCAAUACACAAAUUAUAAGCGUUUGUUUGAUUACAUAAAUGAAAGAAAAAAUAUAUACAAUGCUGAAAUAGUUUUUGGAACACCUGCAGAUUAUUUUAAAGAAAUACGUAAUCGAAUGAGAGAUUUCAAGACACUACGUGGUGAUUUCUAUGUGUAUUCCGACAUAUUUUCAGAAGGAAGACCUGCUUAUUGGAGUGGAUAUUUCACUACUCGUCCAUAUUGGAAAAUUUUAGAUAGAGAAUUAGAAGCUGAAUUGCGCUCAGCAGAAAUAUUAUACACAUUAUCUUUGAAUAAAGUGCGUAAAAUGGGUUUCAAUGGCACUCUGAAGAUUUUAGAAAGAGAUUAUGAAAAAUUGCAAAGUGCUAGGCAAAAUCUUGCUCUAUUCCAACACCAUGAUGCCAUUACUGGAACAUCUAAGGCUUUUGUAAUGCACGAUUAUGCCCUUAAAAUGUUCGAAGCUAUUCAAGAAUGUAUAUCUGUUCAAGGGUAUGCAUUACAAACUCUUGUGACUAAGCCUGAAGGCUUCGAUCAUUUUCCUGCAUCAACAAGAUUUAUUCUACCUGAUACUGACAGAGAUCGUUACGAAACAUUACCUUACAAAGUGCCAUUGACCAUUAAACGAGAUAGACCACGAAGGUUAAUUGUAUUCAACUCAUUGGCGCAAGCGAGAUAUGACAUCAUUAGAGUAAGAGUGAGAAGUCCGGAGGUAAGAGUCUUCGACUCUUCAUCAAACCUUAUAAUAAGUCAAGUGAACCCAGUAUGGAAUUUUAGUGAACCUAAACUACCUCAAGAAUCACAGCAAGAACUCAAAAUGACUGAUGAACUUUAUGAAGUUAUGUUUUCUGUACUUCUUCCUCCACUGUCAGUUUCAACUUUCCGCUUGGAGUUUUAUCCUGGAAAAGAAGGAAGAGCGACAGUUUACUGUAAGAGCUGUGCAAAAAGUAACUUAUUCGAUAUAAAAAACAUACAACUGGGUGAUAUUCAACUGGAAAAUCAUAAGAUUAAAUUACUUGUAGAUGGGCGUACUGGUUUCCUCAAGUCUGUUAUGGAUAAAGAAACUGGUCAUACUACCCAAUGUGCUAUAGAAUUUGCGGCUUACUCAUCUGCCCAAUUCCACAGUGGGGCCUAUUUGUUCAUGCCUGAUCCUAAUGCUCGAGAUAUUGAAAGGGAUAUAUUAGAAGAAUAUAAUAACCAACGGAUGGUAAUUGCGACUGGGCCCAUUGCAUCCACCUUGACUGUUGCCUAUGGAAAUCUUCUAGCUCAUACUAUACAAAUAUACCAUGGUCAAACACCCUUGUCCCAAGGAAUAUUUAUUGAGAAUACAAUAGACUUUGAAUCUCCUCCCAAAAAUAGAGAAACAGAGCUCUUCAUGAGAUUUGUUUCUGAUCUGAACAAUGGAGAUCCUCCAGUAUUUUUUACUGAUCAAAAUGGUUUUCAAACUCAAAAAAGAGUGAAAGUUGAAAGGAUUGGAAUCGAAGGGAAUUAUUUUCCUGUGACAACCCACACAUACAUCCAGGAUGAAGAAAAACGAUUAACAUUGCUUGUUAAUCAUGCCCUAGGUGCAGCAGCCUGGCAACCUGGGUGGCUUGAAGUUAUGCUAGAUCGUAGAACCCUUUAUGAUGAUUCCCGUGGUAUGGGUGAAGGUGUCGUCGACAAUAAGAAAACUCUAUCCAAGUUUUGGCUACUUUUGGAGGAUUCUACAAAAGAAACUGGUUAUUCAAAGCCUAGCCUUCUUGCAAAUUAUCUUUCACUUGGGUUAAUGUACCCCCCAAAUGUUUUCGUUCUUGAAAGUGCUAAUGAUGAGGCCACUUCUAAAACUACUGAAAAUAAUUUAUAUGAUAUAGUGCCUCUUCUCAAUCGUGACUUUCCUUGUGAUGUUCACCUUUUGAAUUUUAGAACUUUACAAGACAAAAGUUUUGAUCAUUUUCCAUCGAAUUCAGCUUUAUUAGUUCUCCAUAAACAGGGCUAUACCUGUAGUAUUGCAGCUAAUAUGAAAGAAUGCAUUCCUUCUAGUCCUGAGCAAGCAAUCAGAGAAGGGACCACAUUUAGUUCAUUAAAAACAUUAGUUUCUCAAACAUAUCUAACUGGUUUGAGCGAAAUAAAAAAAUUUACCUCUUUAGCAGAGGCAACAUUAAGAGAUAUGGAGCUCAUAACCCUCAAUAUCACAUUCAUUAAUUAGUAUACUAAUGUAAUUUUCAUCUACAUUUGACAAAUUAAAUUUAUCUGAAAUGACCAAAUAUUCAUCUCUUUGAUUUACUUUGAACAUUACGAAUUUACCUGUUAAUUGAGAUUUGCCAUGUUUUAUUUUUGAAGUAGUUUUUAAGAAACUCAGAAAUUGUACAAACCUAUUUGACGAAAAGAUUUUUUUUUAAUUUUGAACAAAUUAAAUUCAAAUCAUUGAUGGAUAUACUCUGCGCGGAUAUAUACUGGAUAUACUCAGUAUGAACGCAAUAUUUUAUCUAGUUUUUAAAUAAGACCAUUUAUAUGAUCAAAUUGUUACUAUAAAAUACUUUUCCUUUAAUUUUUAGAUGUUUAAUUUUAAAUUUUAAUAAAUAUCGAAAGAUUCCUAUCGAAUGGGUGUAUAAUGUUCAAAUUUUUAUGAAAAGUAAUGUUUUUAUAUAAAUAAACAUAAGCAUGCAAUAUGAUGUUUUGUCACUUCCAACUAUGGUAUGACAAUGAAGUGAUAGAAUCAUGAAGAGAAUUUUAAAGAGAAGAAGUGACAUUAUAAACAAUUAAAUAUCAUCAAGUAUAUAGUUAGCAUGCUCUUCCUGUUCAAGCUGGAGCACAUAAGUGUGUUAAACUCACAAAAUAUUAAGUGAAUCUAACGUUAUUUGUAAAAUAUUAAAGAGCCUAUUGACUCUGAUUAUGUGAAUUGUAAUUCUAUGAUGUAAGUAAGUAUGAGAAAAUACAAAUUAUUGUGAUUAGUAUAAUUUGAAUUAAAAUUGUUCUAUACAUAUAAAAAAAUAAGUAUAUAUAAAAUUUUUAAAUUAAUAUAUACUUAAGUGCAAACAAAUAUAAUGUUAGAGGUUAUAUGUAUUCAUUACAAAAUCAGAAUAAUAUUUAAUUAUACAUUUUUGUCAUUUGAAACUAUUUCUUUCUAGUUCUGUUUCAUUGUAAAUAUUGUGUCCUCAUGUUGUAUGUAUUAAUAUUCAUUAAAUGUUAUUUUGUUUA
This is a messenger RNA of Nezara viridula (southern green stink bug), 4474 nucleotides long. The record is from the annotation of a GenBank genome assembly. Lineage: Eukaryota; Metazoa; Arthropoda; Insecta; Hemiptera; Pentatomidae.